UGCUCUGCUCUGCUCAGCGCCAAGUCCUGUUUUCCAUCUGCAGGGAGUGAGCACGCCCAGCCGCCAAGAUGACAGACAAACGAAUGUCCAUGAGCCGUAAGCACAACAUUAAGAGCUGUAUGUUGGGGGUUGCUAAGGACUUACUUGAGGCUGAAGCGAAAGAAAAGGUGGAAGAGAGGAAGAAGUACAUGGAAGAGAACUGCCCUCCUCUGGACAUGCCUCAGUCCAAGGAGGAACUCCUGGAAUAUUGCAGAACUUUGCACCAAAGUAUUGAUGUCAUUGAUGAAGAGAGGUACAUCUUAGAGUGCAAAGCAAACAUGGUAGUGGAAGAGGUUAAGGACCUGAAUAUCAAAAUAAUUGACCUGAAGGGGAAGUUCAAGAAGCCAGCUCUGAAGAAAGUGAGGAUGUCAGCUGACGCCAUGCUCAAGGCUCUGCUGGGCUCCAAACACACCGUGAACAUGGAUCUGAGGUCCAGCCUGAAACAAGUGAAGAAGGAGGUCAAGGAGGAGGACAAGCAGUUGCGUGAUGUUGGCGACUGGCGUAAGAACAUUGAGGACAAGUCUGACAUGGGAGGCAGGAAGAAGAUGUUUGAGUCUGAUGCGUAGAUUGAAAGAUUGUAAGACCGAAAUGGAUUUAAGUUACUGAUAUCUUUGUUUUGAGUAAACUUGUCAUUUGUCUUUCAUUCAAACCGCAUGCUGCCACCUGCUACUCUGUGUGAAGACACGUCUUGACAGCGGUGUCUGACCUUCCGAGCAUUAGUCUUCAGUUUCACACUCAAGUCCUUCAUGAACACACUCUGUAAGUCGUUUAUAUGUUCACAAUAACGCAAUGCUUUCUAAUAAACUGUCCUGUGAAAAUCA
Osmerus eperlanus (European smelt) is the source of this 860-nucleotide messenger RNA. RefSeq names its product troponin I, fast skeletal muscle-like. Lineage: Eukaryota; Metazoa; Chordata; Actinopteri; Osmeriformes; Osmeridae. Gene Ontology annotation, biological process: cardiac muscle contraction; skeletal muscle contraction. The coding region runs from base 69 to 605 and encodes 178 amino acids. The record is from RefSeq and is a predicted model, not a curated record. The transcript has 7 exons. Gene Ontology annotation, cellular component: troponin complex.